This is a messenger RNA of Gasterosteus aculeatus aculeatus (three-spined stickleback), 2222 nucleotides long. RefSeq names its product ALG11 alpha-1,2-mannosyltransferase (gene alg11). The record is from RefSeq and is a predicted model, not a curated record. Gene Ontology annotation, biological process: dolichol-linked oligosaccharide biosynthetic process; protein N-linked glycosylation. Gene Ontology annotation, cellular component: endoplasmic reticulum membrane. NCBI's taxonomy places the organism in Eukaryota, Metazoa, Chordata, Actinopteri, Perciformes, Gasterosteidae. Gene Ontology annotation, molecular function: GDP-Man:Man(3)GlcNAc(2)-PP-Dol alpha-1,2-mannosyltransferase activity.
GCGCUAAAUAAAUAACCUUUUUCCUUUUUAGAAAAAGGACGAACGUGACAACUUGGAAGGAGGUGAUGUGUUUUUAGAUUUCUCCAGGCAAGAUGUCGGGCCACGAUCAGUUGGUCCACUGUUUGUGUGAAAUAACAAGGUUGCUGUGGAAGAUGCUGCUGCCGCUGCUGUUUCUGUGUGUGCUGCUGAUCGCCGUCCUGGUCCUGCUGGUGCUGGCGGUGCGCUUCUGGCUCCAGAGCAGCAGGAGCGCGCGCCGGGCGAGGGACGGUCGUCCCACGGUGGCCUUCUUCCACCCGUACUGCAACGCCGGUGGCGGGGGAGAGCGGGUGCUCUGGUGUGCCAUCAGGGCGUUGCAGAGCAGGUACGUGGACAUAAACUUUGUGGUGUACACCGGGGACCUUGGUGUGACGGGUCAGCAGAUUUUGGACGGGGCGCGGCGGCGUUUCAACAUAGCGCUCCCUCGCCCUGUUCAGUUUGUGUUCCUGAGGCACCGGCUGCUCGUGGAGCCCGGCCUGUUCCCUCACUUCACCCUGCUGGGACAGAGUGUGGGCUCCAUCUUCCUGGGAUGGGAGGCGCUGACGGAGUUUGUCCCAGACAUCUACAUCGACUCCAUGGGCUACGCCUUCACCCUGCCCCUGUUCCGCUACUUGGGAGGCUGCAGCGUGGGGAGUUACGUUCACUACCCCACCAUCAGCACUGACAUGUUGUCUGUAGUGAGAGAGAGGAACCCCAGGUUCAACAACCCAGACUACGUCACCGACAGUCUCUUCCUGAGUGCAUUCAAGGUGGUCUACUACUGCCUGCUCGCUCUGUUUUACGGCAUGGCCGGCUCCUGCAGCGACCUCAUCAUGGUCAACUCCUCCUGGACCCUCGAUCACAUCCUGUCUCUGUGGCGCGCGCCCAACCGCACCAGCGUGGUCUAUCCGCCCUGCGACGUCAGCGCCUUCCUGGAUGUCCCACUGGAGGAGGACGGGAACAAGAAGUGCCACUCGAUCGUUUCCAUCGGGCAGUUCAGGCCGGAGAAGGACCACCGUCUGCAGAUCAAAGCUUUCAAGAAGGUCUUAGACAGUAGGAGGGAGGGGCCGGGGGGCAGGGAGGCGCUGAAGCUGGUUCUGAUUGGCGGCUGCAGGAAUCAGGAAGACGAGGACCGGGUGCUCAUGUUGCGGGGUCUGUGCCAGGAGCUGGGGGUCGCGGACAGAGUGGCGUUCAAACUGAACGUGCCCUUCGACGAGCUGAAGAGAGAGAUAGCAGAAGCCACCAUCGGACUGCAUACCAUGUGGAACGAACACUUUGGAAUAGGCAUCGUGGAGUGUAUGGCCGCGGGGAAGGUCAUUCUGGCACACAAGUCCGGCGGCCCCAAGCUGGACAUCGUGGUACCUUUCGAAGGGGGCCAGACAGGCUUUCUGGCUGAGGACGAGGACAGUUACGCGGAGGCCAUAGACAGGAUCCUGGCGCUGGAACCCGCCAGCCGGCUGCAAAUCAGAGAGAACGCACGUCAGUCCGUGGCUCGCUUCUCAGACCAGGAGUUUGAAGCCUGCUUCCUCGCCGCCAUGGAUCCUCUGAUGUCAACACUUGAACGAUGAGGAGAGGACUGAUAUUUUGCGUGUGUAGAGUUAACGUGUGAGCGGCUAUUUCACACGUCAAGCACCUUUUAACUUUGAUGCGUUUACACUGUAACGGUUUGACUAAAACCGAUUAAAAAUGAAUCAAGGUUUGUAAUAACUCUUAGUACAGAUUAGGUGCACGGCUCAGACAGAGUAACAAGGUACAGAUCAGAAAACAUCAGAUCUUUGCCUCGUGUGUUUGGAUGGAAUGCUGCCACAGAAAAUUGUGUAGCGCUCUUAGUUGUAUUUGUAAAUACCAAAAUCCCGAGCAAUGGCAUUUUUGCAGGACUCAUUCUUUUGUCAGUGGUGUCAGCUCACUUAAAGACGUAUUAUAUUUAGUUAAAAUGGCUGAAGGGGAACAAAUACGUAGUUUAGACAGCUGAAUAAGGUGCUGUAAAAUGUAACAGAUAAUAUAUUUAUUGUUUACAAGAACUUUACUUCAUUACAAGCCCAAAUUGUGAAGUAUUUUUGAUAUUGAUGAUGAAUGUAAUAAAGAUGUGAUCCGAGUAAGAGAUUAUUGGAUUCAUGUAGUUUAACAGGUAUGUUCUAUGAAACCAACAGUCCAAAAUGUAUUGUAUUUGUUGAUUUCAACUAAUUAAAAGACUAUUUGUAAAUGCC